Messenger RNA from Dovyalis caffra, 1680 nucleotides. The record is from the annotation of a GenBank genome assembly. Lineage: Eukaryota; Viridiplantae; Streptophyta; Magnoliopsida; Malpighiales; Salicaceae.
AUGGGGAUCUGUUUUUCCUCCGCUGGUCAAUCUGCAAAAAGUCCUAAUGUUAUAUCCAAGAAGCGAAAAGCAUUGCCAAUUGAUGCCUCCUUUAAGCUUCCUGCUCCCUUACCAUCUUGGCCACCAGGUGAAGGUUUUGGGAGUGGAAUCGUUGAACUUGGAAAUGGAUUGCAAGUGUGCCAGAUAUCAUCUUUCAACAAAGUUUGGGCAGCGCAUGAAGGUGGGCCAGAUAAUCUCGGAGCUUCCUUCUUUGAACCCUCACAAUUGCCACAAGGUUUCUCUAUGCUUGGUUCCUACAGCCAACCCAACAAUACGUUGCUCUAUGGAUGGGUUCUUGCAGGGAGAGACGAGACAGGCUCAGCAUUGAAGCAACCAAUUGAUUAUACUCUUGUUUGGAGCAGUGAGUCUCUGCGAAUCAAACAAGACGGCGUUGGCUACAUUUGGCUACCUACUCCGCCUGAUGGUUACAAAGCUCUUGGCCACGUCGUCACCAACUCUCCUCAGAAGCCUUCCCUUGGAAAAAUCCGCUGUGUCCGGUCCGACCUCACCGACCAAUGUGAGCUCGACUCAUGGAUAUGGGGACCAGGUAAGGAGAGCGAUCCAAAUGGUUUCAAUGUUUUCAGUCUGUUGCCUAGCAAUAGAGGGAUACAAGCUAUGGGUGUCUGUGUAGGAACAUUUGUAGCCCAAAUUACUAUCACUGCUCCAGUUUCUCUAGCUUGUUUGAAGAAUGUUAUCUCUGAUCUAUCUUGUAUGCCUAAUCUAAACCAAAUUCAAGCAAUCUUUCGGACAUAUUCUCCUUGGAUGUAUUUUCAUCCUGAUGAAGAAUACCUUCCUUCUUCGGUGAAUUGGUAUUUUAUAAAUGGGGCACUACUAUACAAAAAGGGAGAGGAGUCCAAACCUGUCCCAAUCGAAUCCAAUGGCUCGAACCUUCCCCAAGAUGGUGCAAAUGAUGGUGCUUAUUGGCUGGAUCUUCCUGUGGAGGAAGGGGCCAGAGAUAUGGUGAAAAAAGGAGACUUGCAAGAUUCCCAAGUCUAUUUACACAUAAAGCCAAUGCUUGGUGCCACAUUCACUGAUAUAGCUGUGUGGGUGUUCUACCCCUUCAAUGGUCCUUCCAAGGCUAAAGUUGAAUUCAUAAAUAUUCCGUUGGGAAAGAUAGGAGAACAUGUUGGUGAUUGGGAGCAUGUGACCUUAAGGAUCAGCAAUUUUAAUGGAGAGUUGUGGAGCAUCUAUUUUUCGGAACACAGUGGGGGAACAUGGGUCCAUGCUUCAGAACUUGAGUUUCAAAAUGGCAACAAAGCUGUGACCUAUUCAUCCUUACACGGCCAUGCCAUGUAUGCCAAGCCAGGCCUAGUUUUACAGGGGAGUGGGAGUAUAGGAAUUAGGAACGAUACAGCUAAAAGCAAGAAAUUCAUGGAUACCGGAACAAAUUCCUUAGUGGUGGCAGCUGAGUAUUUGGGCACGGCCGUCACUGAACCACCAUGGCUCAACUAUUUCAGGAAAUGGGGUCCAAAAAUCCCGUACGACGUUGCGGAAGAGAUCAAGAAGAUCGAGAAACUAUUGCCUGGAAAACUGAAAUCUGCUUUUGACAAGUUUGUUAGGAGUCUGCCAAAUGAAGUGCUCGGGGAAGAAGGGCCAACAGGUCCCAAACUGAAAAGAAAUUGGACUGGAGACGAAGUUUGA